GGAGGCGGCGCGCAGACCGGUUUCUAACGGACGCUCGUUCCAUUCAACCUCGUGCGGCGGCGGCGCUUCGUCCUCCUCCUCCUCCUCCUCUCACAGACUCCUUCCAGAAUGCCAGGCCUUAGUUGUCGGUUUUACCUACACAAAUUUCCUGAGGUGGAAGAUGUAGUGAUGGUUAACGUUCGCUCCAUUGCGGAGAUGGGUGCCUAUGUCAGCCUAUUAGAGUACAACAACAUCGAAGGCAUGAUUCUCCUCAGUGAGCUAUCCAGGAGACGAAUCCGAUCCAUCAACAAACUCAUCCGCAUCGGAAGAAAUGAAUGUGUAGUUGUAAUUCGAGUUGACAAAGAAAAAGGUUACAUUGAUUUGUCUAAGCGCAGAGUUUCUUCAGAAGAAGCAAUGAAAUGUGAAGACAAGUUUACCAAGUCCAAGACCGUUUACAGCAUCUUGAGACAUGUGGCAGAAGUGCUUGAAUACACUAAGGAUGAACAGCUGGAUAGUCUCUUUCAGCGGACAGCCUGGGUCUUUGAUGAGAAGUACAGAAGGCCUGGAUAUGGAGCAUAUGAUGCAUUUAAACAGGCAGUUUCAGACCCUACCAUCCUGGAUAGUCUUGAGUUGACUGAAGAGGAGAGGGGUGUGCUGCUUGAAAAUAUCAAAAGACGUCUUACUCCACAAGCUGUUAAAAUCCGAGCAGAUAUUGAAGUGGCGUGUUAUGGAUAUGAAGGUAUAGAUGCAGUGAAAGAUGCACUUAGAGCUGGUCUAGAUUGUGCCACGGAAAGCAUGGCCAUCAAGAUAAAUCUAAUUGCUCCACCAAGGUACGUUAUGACCACUACAACGCUUGAGCGUACAGAAGGUCUUUCUGUCUUGAAUCAGGCCAUGGCUGCAAUUAAGGAGAGGAUUGAGGAGAAGAGGGGAGUUUUCAAUGUCCAGAUGGAGCCCAAGGUAGUUACAGACACAGACGAGACCGAGCUGGCUAGGCAGCUUGAACGACUGGAGCGGGAAAAUGCUGAGGUUGAUGGAGACGAUGAUGCUGAUGAAAUGGAAGCAAAACCUGAGGAUUAAUGCUGUGGGAAGGUUAUGUACACAAGAAGUGGAUCAGGGAAACGUAAACUCCAAUCAAAAUACAGACUCCAAAACCAUCAGUAUUGGAUGUAUCCAAACAAUUUCAUUCAAGAGUAUUUUAUUUCCCAUUUAUACAGGUUACAAUCAGGGAUUGUUUUUUACCAUUUGGAAUUAUUUUUCAAAGUAUCCGUUCCUAUUGAAAAUGUUCACAGUUGUCUUAACUCUGAGAAGCUGUAACUGUUCUCCAAAAAUAGUGAAAUCUUGAUGGAGGGAGUGGAGUUAGGCUUGUAUCUUAAACAGAAAACUUCAAAAUUAUAUUGAGACGCUUGUAAAUCACUGAUUGUGUAACACUUAACCUCACAGUGGAGUUUUACAAGAAUAUGGCUCUGCAAGAGGGACAGAACAUUUCUUUCUAGCAGAAUUGUAUUCAGACCUGAAACAAUAAAUAUUUGGAAAAUUUAAAAUG
This is a messenger RNA of Callorhinchus milii (elephant shark), 1522 nucleotides long. It is a transcript of the gene eif2s1b, whose product is annotated as eukaryotic translation initiation factor 2, subunit 1 alpha b. The record is from RefSeq and is marked provisional. Gene Ontology annotation, molecular function: translation initiation factor activity; RNA binding; ribosome binding. Gene Ontology annotation, cellular component: eukaryotic 48S preinitiation complex; multi-eIF complex; eukaryotic translation initiation factor 2B complex. NCBI's taxonomy places the organism in Eukaryota, Metazoa, Chordata, Chondrichthyes, Chimaeriformes, Callorhinchidae.